AUUGUACAUACACACAAGCCACACUUUAUGGCUUUACAUUGUCAAGAGUUUGGUGGAAAAAACUAUGAAGCUUCCAUGUCUCAUGUGGACAAGUUUGUUAAAGAAUUGUUAUCAAGUGAUGCAAUGAAAGACUAUAACAGAGCCCGGGUUUACCUGGAUGAGAACUACAAGUCACAGGAACAUUUUACGGCUCUAGGAAGCUUUUACUUCCUUCAUGAAUCCUUGAAAAACAUCUACCAGUUUGAUUUUAAAGCCAAGAAGUAUAAAAAGGUUACUGGCAAAGAAAUCUACUCAGAUACAUUAGAAAGCACACCCAUGCUGGAAAAAGAGAAGUUUCCACAGGAUUAUUUCCCUGAGUGUAAAUGGUCCAGAAAAGGCUUCAUUCGCACAAGAUGGUGUAUUACUGAUUGUGCCUUUGACUUGGUAAACAUUCAUCUUUUCCAUGAUGCUUCCAAUUUAAUUGCUUGGGAAACAAGCCCAUCGGUUUACUCAGGAAUACGACAUAAGGCUCUUGGUUAUGUACUUGAUAGAAUUAGAGAUCAGCGGUUUGAGAAGGUUUCAUAUUUUGUGUUUGGAGAUUUCAACUUUCGACUGGAUUCCAAAUCAGUAGUAGAGACACUUUGUACAAAGGCUACAAUGCAGACUAUCCGAGCAGCUGACACCAAUGAAGUAGUCAAGCUAAUAUUCCGUGAAUCUGAUAAUGACCGAAAGGUUAUGUUACAGUUAGAAAAGAAGCUCUUUGACUAUUUUAAUCAAGAUGUUUUUAGAGACAACAAUGGCACUGCGCUUUUAGAAUUUGACAAAGAGCUGUCUGUCUUUAAAGAUAAAUUGUAUGAACUGGACAUCUCAUUUCCACCCAGUUAUCCAUACAGUGAAGAUUGUAGCCAGGGAAAGCAGUACAUGAAUACUAGAUGUCCAGCUUGGUGUGAUAGAAUUCUGAUGUCGCAUUCAGCCAAGGAACUGAUUCUAAAAUCAGAAAAUGAUGAGAAGAUAGUGAUUUAUGACCAUAUUGGGCCAAAUGUCUGCAUGGGGGAUCACAAGCCUGUGUUCCUGUCCUUUCGAAUAGCUGCUGGGGCAGGUAAACCUAUUGCAAAUGUGCACAAGUGUUGUGUCGUGCAGUGA
This is a messenger RNA of Emys orbicularis (European pond turtle), 1122 nucleotides long. It is a transcript of the gene INPP5A, whose product is annotated as inositol polyphosphate-5-phosphatase A. Bases 28 to 1122 code for a protein of 364 amino acids. The transcript is spliced from 13 exons. Gene Ontology annotation, biological process: phosphatidylinositol dephosphorylation. Lineage: Eukaryota; Metazoa; Chordata; Testudines; Emydidae. The record is from RefSeq and is a predicted model, not a curated record. Gene Ontology annotation, molecular function: inositol-polyphosphate 5-phosphatase activity.